GAAACGGCGUGGGAACUUUUGUUCCUACUUUGGAUUUGUUUUUUCUCCAAAAAUGAUCACAUUCAAUUAUUGAUCUGACAUUCCAAUAUUUUACUUACAAGUCUUCCCCUCCAAUACUAUGCAACGACGCUUCCGAACGACUUUCUCAAGAGGACAAUUGUGUGAACUAGAGGGCGCUUUUCUGCAGACACGAUACCCGGAUGUAUUCCAGAGAGAAAUGCUUGCUAUGAAACUGUGUUUGACGGAAUCCCGGGUACAGGUUUGGUUCCAAAAUAGGAGGGCAAAGUGGAGAAAGGAAUUAAAAUUAAGGAGUGCUACAAACAACUGUAAAGACAAUUCAAAUUUAACUGCAUCUAAGCAAACAUAUGGCAAUACAUUUCUGGACUCUUCAGAGAGAAUCCGGGAUCUGCAUGCGUCUUCAGAAACAAACUUUCCCAGCAUGCCGUACCACAUGAUAUCAUCUUUAUACCCCUGCCCCUUGCCUGCAGAAUUUGAAAACCGUUAUGGAACAUCCACGCUACCAUCUGUAGACGAGGAGCGGAAUUUCACAGUCUUGAAUUAAAUUUUAUAACAUUUAGAUCCGAUGUGAAUAUUUUGUGAAAUUUGGAUUUUCAUUGUGCUUUUUAUUAAACAGAAAAGAAAAUGUACAUGUUACUCUA
Ostrea edulis (European flat oyster) is the source of this 659-nucleotide messenger RNA. RefSeq names its product paired mesoderm homeobox protein 2A-like. Gene Ontology annotation, molecular function: DNA-binding transcription factor activity, RNA polymerase II-specific; RNA polymerase II transcription regulatory region sequence-specific DNA binding. Bases 119 to 562 code for a protein of 147 amino acids. Gene Ontology annotation, biological process: regulation of transcription by RNA polymerase II. The transcript has 3 exons. The record is from RefSeq and is a predicted model, not a curated record. Lineage: Eukaryota; Metazoa; Mollusca; Bivalvia; Ostreida; Ostreidae.